CCUCAGUCUAGUACAAUGAACACGUCAGACACAUUGUCGCUAUGCGAACAAAUCAUAUCCAGAAAACUCAAAACUGGCGAUUUCUUGGUGAUCGAUUUCCACCAAGCCCCUUUCGGACAAGUGAACGGGUUUUUGGGUGACCAUUCUUCACUGAAGAUCACCAUCGAACGAAACUCUGGCCACGAAAAACACACUUUCUUCAUAAAAUCGAUCCCUACAGUGAAAUCCCAGCGCGACUUCAUCCUCGAAAUAAACGGCUUCUUCAAAGAAAAAUUUUUCUUCACGCAGUUUCUAGAUCUAUUGCGAGAACACUCAAUCACCGUUCUAGAUGACACAAUCCCCACUUGCUACUACACAGAUGGGAAAAUUUUCGCCUUUGAAGAUUUAAGCCAAACUGGCUACACCACCCUGUCCUGUAGAACCUCCAUGGACCUAGAAUGUGUGAAAAUCGCCCUCAAAGCAAUCGCUAAACUCCACGCAAGCGCUAUAGUUCUAGAAGAGAAGAAAUCGUUCCGACUCAUAGACGCGUUUUCUGAAGAACUAGCAGAGACUUUCUACUCGGACAAAGAAACGGUGAAGAAGGCGGCAACGUCGUACCGUCACGGAUUUAACGCCUUUAUAGACUUGACCUACAAUCCUAGAAUGAAGAUAUCGAAGACCUUGCUGCGACAAAAAAUUUUGGAAGGGUACGAUCUUCAAAAACAAUUCGUCAAACCGUCCACGACUUUCCGGAACACGUUUCUUCACGGAGAUCUCUGGACCAAGAACAUGAUGUUCAAGUUUGAAGAUGGAAGACCUGUGAAUUGCGUGCUUGUGGAUUUUCAGUCGCAUCGGUACGGGCCGCCGGCGCAAGACGUCGUGGCGUUUCUUCAUCUGACCACUGAUCAAAAAUUUCGCCAGAAGCACAUGGAAGAAAUGCUUCAUUUUUACUACCAAGAGCUUGACCACGUUUUGACAGGGUUUGGGCUCGGGGGGAUUAUCAGUCAAGACGAGUUUUCCACCAGUUGUGACUUUUUCAGACAGUUUGCUUUGACCCAAAAAUGCAUCCAUUUGCAAGUGGUGGCGCUGUCUCAAGAAAUCGCCACUGAGUUACUGGCGGACGAAAAGUACGCAUUUUUCGUGUUGUUUGAAAACAAGUACGACUUUGUUUUUACCGCUUGUGAGAAAGACGAGCUUUAUAAAAAGGUAAAUUUUGAAGCAAUAACCGAACUGAGUCAAUUCUACGAAGACCAGUUAUAAUACAAACGUGAUACU
This is a messenger RNA of Zophobas morio, 1254 nucleotides long. RefSeq lists its product as uncharacterized. The record is from RefSeq and is a predicted model, not a curated record. The transcript has a single exon. Bases 16 to 1239 code for a protein of 407 amino acids. NCBI's taxonomy places the organism in Eukaryota, Metazoa, Arthropoda, Insecta, Coleoptera, Tenebrionidae.